Molecule: messenger RNA, 3995 nt
Organism: Leptonychotes weddellii (Weddell seal)
Lineage: Eukaryota; Metazoa; Chordata; Mammalia; Carnivora; Phocidae
Source: RefSeq, a predicted model, not a curated record
CCGCCGCCGCUCGCCGGUCCGCAGGGCGGGAGCCGAGCGUGUCCAGUCCGGAUCGCGUUCCCCUUCCACUGCCAGCCCUGCCCAGCGGCCUGCCCAGCGGCCUGCCCGGCCCCAACUCCAGGCCAUGAACUGACCCAUCGCCCGCUGCCCGACUCUUAGCAGCGGCCCGCCCCGGUGCCCAUCCCCGCGAAACGCAGCGCCCGGGCACCCGUCCUCCCCGCCGGCCGCGAUGCCGAACGUGCAGCUGCCGCCCAAGGAGAGCAACCUUUUCAAGCGCAUCUUGAAAUGCUAUGAACAGAAGCAGUACAAAAAUGGCCUCAAGUUUUGCAAGAUGAUUCUUUCGAAUCCAAAAUUUGCUGAACAUGGAGGUACUGUCUCAUCUGUGAGAGACUGCUUUGGGGAAAUCGAAUUCCAGGAUCAGACAGAUAAGAUUCCUAACGAGACUUUGGCUAUGAAAGGAUUGACAUUGAACUGUUUAGGAAAAAAAGAAGAAGCGUAUGAAUUUGUUCGUAAAGGACUUCGUAAUGAUGUCAAGAGCCAUGUCUGUUGGCAUGUGUAUGGACUCUUGCAGCGUUCUGAUAAGAAGUAUGAUGAAGCUAUUAAGUGUUAUCGAAAUGCCCUCAAAUUAGAUAAAGAUAAUCUGCAAAUUUUGAGGGAUCUCUCUCUGUUGCAGAUCCAAAUGAGAGACCUUGAAGGUUAUCGAGAGACAAGGUAUCAGCUUCUUCAGUUGCGCCCAACACAGCGUGCUUCCUGGAUUGGAUAUGCUAUUGCAUACCAUUUGCUAAAAGAUUAUGAUAUGGCACUAAAACUGUUGGAAGAAUUUAGACAAACUCAGCAAGUUCCUCCCAACAAAAUAGACUAUGAAUAUAGUGAACUGAUAUUAUACCAGAAUCAAGUGAUGAGAGAGGCAGAUCUAUUUCAGGAAUCUUUGGAACAUAUAGAAGCGUAUGAGAAACAAAUAUGUGAUAAACUUUUGGUGGAAGAAAUUAAAGGGGAAAUGCUGUUGAAAUUGGGAAGAUUAAAAGAAGCCAGUGAAGUAUUCAAAAACUUGAUUGAUCGGAAUGCAGAAAAUUGGUGUUAUUAUGAAGGCUUGGAAAAAGCUCUGCAACUUAGUGAAAAAUUUAGAGAACUAAUGGAUAAGUUCCUGAGGGUUAACUUCAGUAAAGGCUGCCCACCCUUGUUUACUACUUUGAAAUCUUUAUAUUACAAUACAGAAAAGAUUUCUGUAAUCCAGGAGCUUGUUACGAAUUAUGAAGCCUCUCUUAAAACGUGUGACUUUUUUAGCCCUUAUGAGAAUGGGGAGAAGGAACCCCCGACAACACUGCUCUGGGUUCAGUAUUUCCUGGCACAGCACUUUGAUAAACUUGGGCAGUAUUCUUUGGCUUUGGAUUAUAUUAAUGCUGCAAUUGCUAGUACUCCAACUCUGAUAGAAUUAUUCUAUAUGAAAGCAAAAAUUUACAAGCAUAUAGGUAAUCUCAAAGAAGCUGCAAAGUGGAUGGAUGAAGCACAAUCUUUGGACACAGCUGAUAGAUUCAUCAAUUCGAAAUGUGCAAAGUAUAUGCUUCGAGCAAAUAUGAUAAAAGAAGCAGAGGAAAUGUGCUCCAAGUUCACAAGGGAAGGAACAUCUGCCAUGGAAAAUCUAAAUGAAAUGCAGUGUAUGUGGUUUCAAACUGAAUGCAUUUUGGCUUACCAGCGUUUGGGGAGAUAUGGGGAUGCCUUGAAAAAAUGCCACGAAGUAGAAAGGCAUUUUUUUGAGAUAACCGAUGAUCAAUUUGACUUCCAUACAUACUGCAUGAGAAAGAUGACCCUUCGUGCCUAUGUUGACCUUUUGAGAUUAGAAGAUAUACUCAGAAGACAUGCCUUCUAUUUCAAGGCUGCUAGAUCAGCGAUUGAAAUAUACUUGAAAUUGUAUGAUAACCCCUUAACCAAUGACAGCAAACAACAAGAAAUAAAUUCAGAAAACCUGUCAGCCAAAGAGUUGAAGAAAAUGCUCAGUAAGCAAAGAAGAGCUCAGAAAAAGGCUAAACUGGAAGAAGAGAGAAAGCAUGCAGAAAGGGAACGCCAACAAAAAAAUCAAAAGAAAAAAAGAGAUGAAGAAGAAGAAGAAGCCAGUGGUCUCAAAGAAGAACUUAUACCUGAAAAAUUAGAAAGGAUUGAAAAUCCAUUAGAAGAAGCUAUCAAGUUCCUUAUACCUCUUAAGAACCUUGUUGCUGAUAACAUUGACACUCAUCUAUUAGCAUUUGAAAUAUAUUUUAGAAAAGGGAAGUUUCUGUUAAUGCUGCAGUCUGUCAAACGAGCUUUUGCUAUCAACAGUAAUCACCCAUGGUUACAUGAAUGUUUAAUUAAAUUUUCUAAAUCUGUGUCUAAUCAUAGUAACCUUCCAGACAUUGUGAGCAAAGUUCUAUCUCAAGAAAUGCAGAAAAUAUUUGUCAACAAGGAUUUGGAAAGUUUUAAUGAAGAUUUUCUCAAACACAACGCUACCUCUCUUCAGCAUCUGCUUUCAGGGGCUAAAAUGAUGUAUUUUCUGGACAAGUCAAGGCAAGAGAAAGCAAUUGCUAUUGCCACUAGAUUGGAUGAAACGAUAAAAGAUAAAAAUGUAAAGACUUUAUUAAAGGUUUCCGAGGCACUGCUUGAUGGCAGCUUUGGGAACUGUAAUUCCCAGUAUGAAGAAUACAGGGUGGCCUGUCAUAACCUGCUUCCUUUCACUUCCGCUUUCCUGCCCGGUGUGAACGAAAUGGACGGCCACAGUGUGGCACUCAGCCAUACAGCUAACUGUGAUGCCUUGGCAAAUGAAAUUUGAAAUCCCAUAGAAAGUUGACUCCUGUAAGACUCAGAGCUGAAUUCAGAUCAGGGUUUCCUUUUCAGGGUGUAUUUUAAUAUAGGUAUGAAAUGGAAUAAUGGGAUAGAAUUUGUAAAUGGAGUAUUCGGUAAACUUACUUUAUCCUUUAUCUGACUCUGCCAAUUUACGUAAACAUCUGUUGAAAAUUACCUGUUUAUACUUGUACAGUUUUCUUAAAUUUUCCGAUUAUCAGCAUUGUGAUGGAUGCUGUCACUUCUGUAUCAUAAAUAUAAUUUCUUAUUAAGCUAAGUUGUAUACAGCCCCACUGUAUUAUUUUCUUGAAACCCUGGUUUCAGAAUCUGUGUUUUGAUGUUACGGGUUUGUUGUAUUAUUAUUUGCUUGCUUUUUAAUUAAAGCACAUCAGUUUUAAAGUGUAAACUGUAUGUUAAAAACAAGAUGAAACUUUUUUUUGGCAGACAUAGAGGUUUAUUUUAAAAUUUAUUUCAGUUUGCCCUUUUUUCCACCUUAAUUUUUUCAUGAUUUACCAUUUCCUUCUUAAUAUCCAUGAAAAUGAUACUUUCUAUUGAAUAAGAGUACUCCAGUUUUAUGUAGAUGAUUCAGAAUGUGGGGAUUGGUUUGCCUCCUAAUCAUGGAAAUUCACUGGUAAAUUUGUUGCAUAUCCCUAGAUCAUUCUUUUAAAGACCCAUGGGUAAGAAUUAUGCUAUCUUGAUUAAAUUGCUUCAUGUGUUAACAAAUAGUUUAUAUCUAAGUGGUGUGCUUCGAAGGGGAGCAGAAUAGGGAAGAAUACAAAUUAUAAGGAAACAUUCUUACUCUUAUAGCCAUGCAUUGACUAUUAAAUACGUUUUUGUAUCAGCAAAAUGAGAAUUUAAACUAUUUUUAGUUUAACUAUUAAAGCAUUGUUGAGCAAUAUUUUAGGGGGGGAGUAUAGGUUUUCGUUUUAUCUUGUACAGAAAACAAUAAUGGAAUCAUUCAUUAUAUUUCUUUCAGAACUGUGUAAAUAUGUCUAAUAUUAAUACGUCCCUUUAAGGCAAAUAUGAAUUCAAAAAGGGAGAUUUUAUUUAGAGAAGCCAUUCUAAUUAAAAUGGUUUUCCUUUGCCCUAAGCUAUUUAGAUUCAUAAUUGUUAAGAGAAAAAAAACUCACUGUAAAAUAAUGCCAACCUAUAUAAUACUGUAAUAAAUUAUUUUGUACACAGUU